Molecule: messenger RNA, 612 nt
Organism: Rotaria socialis
Lineage: Eukaryota; Metazoa; Rotifera; Eurotatoria; Philodinida; Philodinidae
Source: the annotation of a GenBank genome assembly
AUGGGCUGUACGAGCUCGAAGCAUGAUUUAUCAGUGGCUGAUCUCGAAUUUUUAAAAUUACAUACAUCAUACUCGGAAAAAAAAAUAAAAGCUUGGUACAAGGGCUUUAUGAGAGAUUGUCCCAACGGUGAAUUGACACGCGAAUCAUUCAUUCAAAUCUACAAGCAAUUUUUUCCCAAAGGACGCGCAGAAAAUUUCUGUGAACAUGUCUUUCGUGCCUUUGACACUGAUAAAAGCGGAAAAAUUGAUUUUAAAGAAUUCCUACAAGCCAUCAAUAUUACAUCACAAGGAACACCUGAUACAAAGCUAGAAAUGGCUUUCCGAAUGUAUGAUUGUAAUGGUGAUGGUUCAAUAGAUGACAAUGAGAUGAGACGUAUAAUUACUGCUAUUUAUGAGUUGAUUGGCGAUGAAAUCGAUCAGCCAGAGCGUCAAAUCGAAGCUGAAGAACGUGCAAUGAAUAUAUUUACAAUGAUGGAUAAAAACUCCGAUGGUAUAUUAAGUCGAGAAGAAUUUAUUGGUGGCUGUUUAAAUGAUGAACAGCUUUAUCAAUUAUUAACACAAUCGAGCCGACUAGCCGAGGAACGAGAAUCGCAAUCAUCAUUAGAAGAUUAA